Messenger RNA from Alternaria arborescens, 510 nucleotides. RefSeq lists its product as hypothetical. NCBI's taxonomy places the organism in Eukaryota, Fungi, Ascomycota, Dothideomycetes, Pleosporales, Pleosporaceae. The coding region runs from base 1 to 510 and encodes 169 amino acids. The record is from RefSeq and is a predicted model, not a curated record. The transcript has a single exon.
AUGUACAAGACUGAGGAGGCGGCAGAGAUGCUACUAUACCUUCAUGAUCAGCAAUAUGUUUUCCCGGAAUCACUGAGCGACGAUGUGCUCUUGUGUGACGUGGGCGCCUCGGUCCAUCUCUUCGAGGAUCCUGCAAAUACCGGCUUCGCAUUCUUCCUUCGCUACCACGCUAAUACUUGGACACUGUGGAAUGUACUCUUGAUAUUCGAAUCUGCUCUGUUUCUAUGUGCAUGGACCAAGAAAGCGGCAGUCGAGAGUAGUGGCAAUCAAGCCUGUCAGGUCAUCAUCGAGGAUCUCAGGGGAGCUCUAUCGAUGGCGUGGUCCUCUUUGGAUGUUUCGGAUGGCCAGCCGGAUUUUACGAACACGAAGGUACUCGCAAAGUCUGUCUUGCUAUACUGGAGCCGUGUGCUGGUAAGUUUGAGUGAGAAGCCGUUUGCACGUACGCUUGGGCAGGCUCUCGGCCAAUACGCACGGUCUAUAGGCACCGAAGAAGAUACUAUGAUGGAGUAG